Coregonus clupeaformis (lake whitefish) is the source of this 1104-nucleotide messenger RNA. RefSeq names its product lys-63-specific deubiquitinase BRCC36. Gene Ontology annotation, cellular component: BRCA1-A complex; BRISC complex. The record is from RefSeq and is a predicted model, not a curated record. Gene Ontology annotation, molecular function: cysteine-type deubiquitinase activity; metallopeptidase activity; polyubiquitin modification-dependent protein binding. The transcript is spliced from 8 exons. Gene Ontology annotation, biological process: double-strand break repair. Lineage: Eukaryota; Metazoa; Chordata; Actinopteri; Salmoniformes; Salmonidae. Bases 134 to 916 code for a protein of 260 amino acids.
AAUAUUAUUGAUGUAACAAGUUUUGAUAGAGAAGUCGCUAACAAGCUAGCUUUAGCUUGUGAAGUUUGAGAGAUAGCUUGUAGUAAUUGAUCAUAUUUGUUUUUAGAGAACAAGACAAUUAUAGUACUAUAACAUGGCAGUGAGCGCAGUUCACCUUGAAUCAGAUGCCUUUUUGGUUUGCAUGAAUCAUGCAUUAAGUACCGAGAAGGAGGAAGUAAUGGGACUCUGCAUCGGGGAGGUGGACACCAACCGCAUCGUCCACAUUCAUUCUGUUAUUAUUCUCCGACGCUCAGACAAGAGGAAGGAUCGCGUGGAAAUUUCGCCCGAGCAGCUAUCUUCAGCGGCUACCGAAGCUGAGAGGUUGGCUGAAAUGACUGGACGGCCGAUGCGUGUAGUUGGUUGGUACCACUCUCACCCCCACAUCACUGUGUGGCCAUCACAUGUGGAUGUGAGGACACAGGCCAUGUACCAAAUGAUGGACCAGGGCUUUGUUGGGCUGAUAUUCUCCUGCUUCAUUGAGGAUAAGAACACAAAAACCGGUCGAGUUCUCUACACCUGCUUCCAGUCUGUCCAAGCCCAGAAAGGCUCAGAGUACGAGAGAAUCGAGAUCCCAAUUCAUGUGGUUCCACACGAGGCCAUUGGGAAAGUGUGCCUUGAAUCAGCAGUGGAGCUCCCCAAAAUCCUCUGCCAGGAAGAGCAGGACACCUACAGAAAGAUUCACAGCUUAACUCACCUGGAUCUGAUCACGAAGAUACACAAUGGCUCAGUGUUCACUAAGAACCUGUGCAGCCAGAUGUCUGCUGUGAGUGGUCCCCUGCUGCAGUGGCUGGAGGACCGUCUGGAGCAGAACAAACAGAACAUCAUUGAGCUGCAGCUGGAGAAAGAGAGACUAACUCAGGAGCUGGCAACCAUGUGAGAGGGAGAGAGUUAAGAAAUAGACAUGUGGGCCUCCUGAGUGGCGCAGUGGUCUAAGGCACUGCAUCGCAGUGCUUGAGGCGUCACUAGAGACUCAGGUUUGAUCCCAGUCUGUGUUGCAGCCGGCCGCGACUGGGAGACCCAUGAGGCGGCGCACAAUUGGCCCAGCGUCGUCCGGGUUAGGGGAGG